Orussus abietinus is the source of this 2491-nucleotide messenger RNA. Its product is annotated as sodium/potassium-transporting ATPase subunit beta-1. Gene Ontology annotation, cellular component: sodium:potassium-exchanging ATPase complex. Lineage: Eukaryota; Metazoa; Arthropoda; Insecta; Hymenoptera; Orussidae. Bases 1245 to 2135 code for a protein of 296 amino acids. The transcript is spliced from 6 exons. Gene Ontology annotation, biological process: sodium ion export across plasma membrane; intracellular sodium ion homeostasis; potassium ion import across plasma membrane. Gene Ontology annotation, molecular function: ATPase activator activity. The record is from RefSeq and is a predicted model, not a curated record.
AUAUAUGUACGCACAUACAUCAGCAAAGGGACAUUUACCGCUUUGAAUAAUAAUUUAUCUGCAACACGCGAUCACAAAAUUUACUCCCCUAUUUGUAUUGUAAUAAGUCGGUCCAUAAAUCAAAUCUCACAUUACUAUCAAAGAUGUAUCGAGCGAUUAUAGCUUUGAUUUCUCGUAACAAAUUGAUAUGGCAGAUAUUGUCGAGAGCGUACUUACUGACCCAUUGAAUGAUUGAUACCGAGUAAACGUAUAACCGUAUAUUUACUCCUUCGCGUUACGCCGACAAGAAUGCUUCUUGAUGCCAGCUGCGACAAGUAUAAUGUAUAUAUAAAUGCAUGUAACGUGUGUAUAUAUAAUAUAUACCCGAUGUAUGUACAUGCAUUCGCGAUGACACACCACGAAUUCCACGUUUUAUGAGGAUGACACUUUUUGGCACAUUAGUAUUCCAUGAUAGUAGAUGUAUAGCGCUCUUCUACCGACCCCUAAAUUUUCAAGCAACUCGUCUUGUGAAUUGGCAAUGCGUGCGAUUCGGGGAAACAUUUCCACCAAAUAUUUACUCGAUGAGUAUCAUAUACGUGGAAAAUUAAUCAUCAACCUUAUAUCUACCUGUUCCGUUUUUUCUACCAAAAGAAUUCCAGGUUAUCGAGUAAAUGAAUCAUGAAAACGUAUAUGAUAAAUAUUGUAGUGUAUAUAAUGGUGGUAUAUUCCAGUGUCCUCCGCCCGUUAUAACGACCCGUGUAAACUGGAAAUAAUGUACACAUUGUACAUGAUAUAAAAAGUGUAGUAAAUUACGAUUAUUAGGUGUAAGGUUGGCACAAAGAGGUGACGUCCCUUAUGUACGUUAAAAAGUCACAACUAGGUUACACGCACGAUUGAGCACACUUUUUUCUCUGACCUCUCCUUUGAAAAUAUCAGCUGUCAAUGUCAAAAUGAUUUUGCAUGACGACUUGUACUAUGAGAGUCGACGACCGCAGGAGGAUUUAGGAUGUAUCGGGAAUUUUCGUCGCUUCGUUUGGGACGGUGACAGGAGAGCCUUCCUUGACAGAACCGCCCAAGAAUGGCGUAAGAAGUGCCAAAAGCGAAAAAAUCUACUUUUACGGAAAAAUUUCCAAAUUAUGCUUAUGUGAUAAUUACUUGUAUUCCUGUAAUUCAGCUCGCCAAAUUAUGUUUUUAUAAUAAUUACUUGUAUUCCUGCAGUUCAGGUCACAAUUUUUUACACAUUCUUCUUCGGGACGCUCGCCUGUAUGUGGGCCAUAAAGAUGUGUGUAACAUUGCUGUAUUUAUCUCCGCUUGAUAAGCCGUACGUGCAAUAUUAUGGAAUGUCGGCAGGAGUUCUCAAAUCCUUCCCAAUUAUAACUUCGGCUGGAAGAAGUAGUCCAGGUUUAGGAUUUCAACCUAAUGUCCUGACGCCGACAACAUCUCCAAUUAUCUGGAUCAGCACAUCCAAAGGUAAAGGCAACCCUGAACUGUACAUUCAGAGAUUGGAUAACGUUCUAAAAGACUAUAAUAAAAAUGUUUCCCAGUAUAGUUCGAAUUGUGUAGAGGGAGAAUCACGGAAAAUCAUCGAUGAGAAGGCAUGCUUUUUCGAUACGAAAAAACUUGGAGUUUGUGGAAAAUCGCCUUACGGUUAUGACAGCCCCUACCAUCCAUGUAUUUUUCUUAGAUAUAAUAAGGUCUUUGAGUGGAUUCCGCAAUACUACAAUCAAAAUUCUUCCUUACCUCCUGAUAUGCCUCAUGAUUUACAAAGACUUAUAAAAUCUGUAAAAAAGGUGAAUAUUAUUUUUAUACAACUGGAUAAAAAUAGAGAAUCGGCAAAAAUAUUACCUGUUUAUUCAUGCAUUAAUUUCGAACAGGGGUAUCUUUGGAUUUCCUGUACUGGUGCACAUGGUUUUGAUAAUGACAAUUUGGGCGAAAUCGAGUACCUUCCCUACCCCGGAUUUUCCGUAGACUAUUUCCCAUUUCGUGGACAAAUUGGGUAUCUCACCCCAAUUGUUGCGUUGCACUUCAAAAACAUAACCGCUAACAAACUCGUUACGGUCGAAUGUACCGCGUGGGCGAAGAACAUUGAUUCGAGCAAGGAAAACGCUUUGGAUUUCCAGAUCAUAGUCGAGAAGAGCGAGAUUAAAGGUGUAUAAUGCCGAUAAGAGUUACCGACUUAUCAGGACUCUUGCUUAGUGGCACACUCUGCAGCUUUAUAUAGGAAGCUGAACACUUUCGGCAGCAGGAAAUGCAGCUUUAUCGACCGAGAUUGUUUCAUCUACAUGUUCUCAUCUCAUGAGUGGAUAUCAGAGUGAAGAACGUAAGCAGCCAGCGGUACAGCAGGCCACAAUAAAAGAAGCCAACCACAUUACUUCUGCUUCAAUUAGUCACGUUCCAAAAAUACGAGAAUUUCUUUGUACGCGAUCAGCUUUCGCAACGUCACCACGUGGUCAGAAUUUUGACAAUUGUCAUCAAAUUCUAUUCCAAGCAGUCGCAUUUCGUGAUUCUUUGG